AACAUUUCCACAACACGGAAGUGCGGUGCAGCGUUCAGUUUCUCCAGAAAUAAAUGUUUCUCUUUGCCACAGACUGCUAAAUUACAUCUAGCUCCAGUUAUGAAAGUGAAUGUCAGUAGCUUAAUGUAAGAGUGUAUAUUGCCAUUCAAGUGUUAAAGAAAAUUCACGGAUUUAACGAGUUUGGGACAUAUCUAAUCUGUUGAUGGUGUAUGUUUUCCAAAUGCUUUCCAUUAAUCAUCAGCACCAUGGAACCCACAGCUUCUGGAAUGUUCUGUAACAGAAUGCUUAGCAUGGUAAACUCUGAGGAUGUCAACGCCAUUAUCCAAGCCCAGAGGCACAUGCUGGACCGCUUUGAGAAGACCAAUGAGAUGCUGAUCAACUUCAAUGGACUUUCCAACGUGCGGCUGCAGCAGAUGAACGAACACUUCCUGCUUCACACGCGCACCCUGGUGGAGAUGAAGAAGGACUUGGACAGCAUCUUUAGGAGAAUCAGGACUUUAAAGGUUAAGAUCGCCAAGCAGUACCCAGAGGCCUUCAGCAACGUCCACGAGUCGCCGGUCCUGGAGGACGACGAGUUUGAUCCCAUCCCGCCCAGUGUCGCCACGAUGAUCGCCGCCACCAUGUCGGGGCAGAGCACCGAGUCAUGUGACACGAGCCCCGACGUCAUUUCCCCGAAUGUAAGCCGGUUUUCCGAAGACCUCUCCCAGGAGCAGGCUGACACGCCCACCUCUGACCAAGGCCUGCCUAGCCCUGAAACGGACAUGCUGAGGGACGAGGGCCCGGACUCAGUGCCUGCAGAGUAAGCCCAGGCUUAGGGCUCUACUCAGUACCUGAAGAGUAGAGCCUUUGUAACCCAGGCCUAGGGUUCUACUUAGUGCUGGCAGAGUAGAGCCUCCGUAACCCAGGCCUAGAGCUCUACUCAGUACCCGUAGAGUAGAUAGAAGCAGCAGCAGGUCAAUGUGAUUGAUUUGGCUUUUGGAGUUUUGACCAGUUAUCUGGUUUGUCGGUUCUGAAUCAGAAGCUGAUUUGAUGGUCAGGAUUUAAACCAGCACACUGACUACUGUUCACCUGUAACCGCCAAGACUGUGUCCAAAGAUCCCUUUUGUAGACACGCUUGUCCAUCACUCGCCACUAACAAUGAAGAAGAUACUUGAAUCUGUGUUCAAGUACUGAAUCCUUAAUUACUGACCACAGGAGGACUGCACCCAGCUAGUCAUUUGUUUGUGUUCACAGGAGUCUCUCAUUAAUAAUGGUUGAGCUUGGAAAUAUUCACUCAUUUAAAGAGGUAGUGAGCUUUGUUGGUCAUGGGUAAGCCUAUUGCAAGCCAGCUAAUCGCAAUAGUACGGCCUACCAAAAUAUGGUUAAAUUUUUUACUAACACACCUCAGUGUUAUUUACCCUAUUAAAACUAGAGCCUGACCGAUA
Messenger RNA from Salvelinus namaycush (lake trout), 1424 nucleotides. Its product is annotated as kxDL motif-containing protein 1-like. Gene Ontology annotation, cellular component: BORC complex. Gene Ontology annotation, biological process: lysosome localization. The record is from RefSeq and is a predicted model, not a curated record. NCBI's taxonomy places the organism in Eukaryota, Metazoa, Chordata, Actinopteri, Salmoniformes, Salmonidae. The transcript is spliced from 5 exons. The coding region runs from base 210 to 803 and encodes 197 amino acids.